AUGGCCGAAAGCAGUGUAUCAAAGAGAAAAAGAACAGAAAAUACAUCAGUGGAACAGUGCGAUAUAUAUUUGGAGCACAUAGAAGGCGACUAUAUAUUUAGAAGCGGGGUAAUAAAUCCAACAGUGGAACCAAAAUACAUAGAGAAUAAGUGGAAAAAACUUACAAUAGAAUUAAAUUCUUUAGGAAAGGGGCCUGUAUUGACAAAGGAAGCAUGGCAAAAGAGAUUCAAGGAUUGAAAAAACUCGACAAGAGCUAAGUACAGAAAAUUAGUAGAAUGUAGAAUGGCAACUGGUGGUGGACUUGGGGAAAAAAUUGAUAUGACGGAACAAGAAGAAAGAGGUUUGACUGUGUGGGGAAAAGUAGCUGUAACAGGUACUCCUCUUGUGGCGAUAACUGGCGGGUUACCUUCAACAUCAAGUGCUUGUACUUCUACAAUUUCUGCUGCCCCUGAUUAUGCACAUGAACCAGAAUCAACUUUUGAGGAAAUUCUAAUUAUAGCAGAUUUUGACAGUGAGGCAGUACAUGAGAGUGUUGACAUGCCAGUUAUGAAUAAUAGUCACCACACUAAAACAGAAAAUGUGCCCACACCUCGGCCCAUAAUUAAUUCAACACCAAGGCGGAAACAAGCCAAGGCAAAACCAACUUUAACUGUUGCAGCUGAUAAAUUAAAAGCAGCUUACGAAAAUAAUACACAGACAUUGCAAGCUGUAAGCAAUGAAAUUGGAAAAUUUGUAGAGGUAUACAAGCUUGUUAAGUUAGAAGAAUGCAA
Molecule: messenger RNA, 770 nt
Organism: Psylliodes chrysocephalus
Lineage: Eukaryota; Metazoa; Arthropoda; Insecta; Coleoptera; Chrysomelidae
Source: the annotation of a GenBank genome assembly